Messenger RNA from Lolium rigidum, 2332 nucleotides. Its product is annotated as CSC1-like protein At3g54510. The transcript has 10 exons. The record is from RefSeq and is a predicted model, not a curated record. Gene Ontology annotation, cellular component: plasma membrane. The coding region runs from base 1 to 2124 and encodes 707 amino acids. Gene Ontology annotation, molecular function: calcium-activated cation channel activity. Lineage: Eukaryota; Viridiplantae; Streptophyta; Magnoliopsida; Poales; Poaceae.
AUGGACGCAGAGGGGCUGCUGGCGUCGGCGACGAUCAACCUGGGGCUGGCGCUGGUGGCGUUGUCGCUCUUCUCCAUGCUCAAGAAGCAGCCGGGGAACGCGCCCGUCUACCGGCCGCUGCGGAUGGCGGAGGGCGGCGGCGGCGUGUUGCCGCUCGGCACGGGGCGGCUGACCCCGUCGUUCCGGUGGAUCGGCGCGGCGUUCCGGCUCUCCGAGGACGACGUGCUGCGGCGCCACGGCCUCGACGCCCUCGCCGUCAUCCGCCUCUUCAAGUUCGGGUUCAAGUGUUUCAGUGUCUGCUCAAUUGUGGGAGUAUCGAUCCUUGUGCCGGUAAAUUAUACCAGCAAAGGUCCGCCCGACAUCGGGUGGUCAAACUCCAUGGAGCUUUUCACGGUGUCCAACGUGCCAAGGGGCUCUGACAGGCUUUGGGUGCAUUUUUCAUGCCUUUGCUUCAUAUCCUUUUAUGUGGUGUAUUUGCUUCAUAAGGAGUACAAAGACAUGUCCCAGAAAAGAAUUGAACAAUUGAAGUAUCACAGGAAGAGACCUGAUCAGUUUACCAUUUUAGUUCAAGGAAUUCCACUGUGCGCAGAUCAUGGAACUUAUGGGUGUCAUGCUGAUCACUUCUUCUCAAAACAUUAUCUGACGUACCAAUCGUAUCAAAUACUGCACGAUGUAGGAAACAUUGAGUCAUUACAGAAACUGGCAUCUUCCCUUGAAAGACAGAUAAGGAGGAAAAGGGAUAGCAGAGGAUGCAACUUUUUGCAGCGGAUCUGGUUUAAGUUCACACUGGGAGCAAUAGAUGCUCACAGCCAGGAACAAAAAUUGAAGGAAGUUCAAGAGUCUAUCCGCCUCCAGCAGUGUAAAAAUAUGCUUAAACAGAAGGAGUUACCCGUAGCUUUUGUCUCAUUCAAGUCCCGGUUGGAGGCUGCCCAAGCGGCUGAAAUGCAACAGCAUGUCAAUCCGCUGGCAUUGGUUACACGUUAUGCUCCUGAACCAACUGAAGCAAUAUGGUCAAAUCUGGCUAUUCCUUUCUACCGUCUUGCUGUAUACAAGCUUGGAGUCUUCAUUGCUGCAUUUUUACUGACGGUGUUCUUCACCAUCCCUGUCACAGCUGUGCAAGGGAUUGUGCAAUUUGAGAAGAUUAAAAAAUGGUUCCCACUGGCUAGGGCUGUGCAACUUAUACCAGGCCUGAAUUCUGUUGUAACUGGAUAUCUUCCAAGCUUGAUUUUAAAUGGAUUUAUCUACUUGAUUCCAUUUGCAAUGCUCGGUAUGGCAUCAUUUGAAGGUUGCAUUUCCAAAAGUCAGAACGAAAUCAAGGCUUGCAACAUGGUGUUCUACUUCUUGGUAGGAAAUGUUUUCUUCCUGAGUAUUCUUUCGGGGUCUCUACUCGAUCAGAUAGGGGAGUCCUUUAAUCACCCUAAAGACAUCCCUAGCCGCCUUGCAAGAGCUGUUUCUGCACAGUCAGAUUUCUUCAUCACAUACAUCUUGACCAACGGAAUGUCAGGGUUUUCUUGCGAGGUUCUCCAGUUUGGUUUGCUUACAUGGCACUUCUUUAAGGCGCAUUCAGUUGGACAUGCUGAUGAGCCAUAUCUUUAUGGCUUCCCUUACUACAGAGUUGUGCCCAUUGUUUCCCUUGCAGUAUUGAUUGGAAUGGUGUAUGCUGUCGUUGCACCUCUUCUGCUUCCCAUUCUUGUGAUCUACUUUUUGCUCGGUUAUGCAGUGUUCAUCAACCAGAUGGAAGAUGUAUAUGAGAUCACAUAUGACACCUGCGGACAAUAUUGGCCUACUAUUCACCACUACAUAUUCCUCUCGGUCACUCUCAUGCAAACUACAAUGAUAGGGCUGUUUGGGCUGAAGUCGAAGCCAGGAGCUUCAUUCGCCACAAUUCCCUUGCUUGUGCUUACCAUCAUGUUCAAUGAGUACUGCAAGGUUCGGUUUCUUCCAACUUUCCAGUGCCGCCCUGUCCAGGUUUGCAAGGAGAGUGACGAACUUGAUAAAACCGAUCGGGAGGCACAAGGCAGCUCAGAUCAUGCCAUCAAGGCCUACACGCCACCAUGGAUGCGCCUGACAGGAAGCUCCUCAGAAUCUAGUUCAGUGCAGCCUUUAGUCGGUUGUUUGAUAUAAUGAUGUCAGUAUGGCUUGUUCUCUAUAAAUCCAUUAGGAAUGCCGGGUACAGCGCUAAGCGAGGUUACAUGAAGAACAGUAUUGGCAUAUGGACAGUUGCAGGACCAGUAUUUGUGUAAUUAUCGACGAUCAUCAGGUCAAACCACACCGAAUUCGACCUCCUUAAAGUAUAUAGUAAUUAUGCACGCACAAUGUGCUUGUCAACUAA